Jaminaea rosea is the source of this 2514-nucleotide messenger RNA. RefSeq lists its product as hypothetical. Gene Ontology annotation, cellular component: cytoplasm. Gene Ontology annotation, biological process: regulation of proteolysis; proteasome-mediated ubiquitin-dependent protein catabolic process. Gene Ontology annotation, molecular function: ubiquitin protein ligase binding. The transcript is spliced from 4 exons. NCBI's taxonomy places the organism in Eukaryota, Fungi, Basidiomycota, Exobasidiomycetes, Microstromatales. The coding region runs from base 141 to 2261 and encodes 706 amino acids. The record is from RefSeq and is a predicted model, not a curated record.
GCAAAGCAACCAACACACACGCACGCACACACACGCACACACGAAGAGGCUGAGGCUGAGGCGUGCCCUCGAGAAGGCAGGCAGCACUUUCUUGUCUCCUUUACCACCAUCACCCUCGCCCCUUUCUCUCCCUACGCACGAUGGCUCAAGCCACCGCCCAGCUCACGGCUGCAGCCGCCCAACGCCGCACUGCCCGCCGUGAUGGGAAUGGCAAGGAGCCCAGCUCUGCCGUUCCCACUUCAACGGGCUACGUCUACGAUCCGGAGAAGCCUUCUACUUGGAUCCCCAAUGAGAGCCCCUGCACCAUCUUCGAGUGGCCGCUCACUGGACUCAAGGAGGUCUUCGAUACGAGUAAGCAGGAGACGAAGAGUAAAGUGCUCAAGAGCGUGCCGUUUGGUGGGGGCAGGUGGAGUAUAUUGUUCUAUGCUCAGAGUGGACAUGAUCAGUACUGCUCUCUCUACCUCAAUGCUGAGCCACUCGAGUCGGAGCGCACCACGUCUCUCCAGGGCAGAGGAACCCCGUACGCCGAAGGUGGUCCUCCUCGUGCAGCCUGGAGCGGUGGUCAGAGCGAGCCUUCCUGGGCUCGAGAAGGCAAGUAUCGCUUCAACUUCACCAUCCAACGACCAGACAAGUCGCACGUACUCGGCCAGAAAGAUGCGCAGGAUCAUUCGUUCAGCAGCAAGACGAGCAACUGGGGUUGGGCCCAAUUCGCCAAGCGUGACGUAGUCUUCUACGACGACCCCAAAGUCAAAGAGACGGACUGUUUCCUCAUCACUGUUAGCAUUCAAGGGUCGCCGGAAAAGGCCGUCACCGAGCAGCCUACGGGAAUGGUGGUGCCUCCAGCCCUGCUCAGCGCUAUGGGCUCCCUUCUCGACGAUCCUGAGCACAGCGACGUCGUCUUUGUACUUGACCAGCCACGCCGCCGCGAUUCCACGUCUAGGGCCCCGCCGAGACAGAUCUACGCCAUCAAGAAGAUUCUCGCCUCUCGCUCACAAUACUUUCGUAGCAUGUUCUCUGGAGGAUUCGCCGAGGCCGAGCUCUCAGAAGGCCACACGUCCGCUGAGAGCCUUGCCGGUCCUUCACACGAUGGCGACGACGCGCCCCGAGCCGCCAAGUCGUCAGCCCGCAGGGCAUCUACCUCCUCGCGCAAGUCAUCGUCUUCGUCUUCCUCCCACUCCCACUCCCACUCUUCUGCAGCCGCUUCAGAGGAGGACAGCUUCGAUGCUUACGAGCGCAUCCUCGAGGACUCGGACGCCGAGAUUGACGAAAUGGAAGCUAUGGAGAUGGAGGAGGACAAUGAUGAUGAUGGUGCUGGCGAGGAGAGCGACGGAUACGAGUCUGCCUCUGCUCCGAGCAACAAUAACAGUCGUACCGACCUGACAGCGCUCAAGAAGGCGACGUCGUCGUCGAGGACGGCCAAGGCCAGCGCAGCCCGCAAGUCCGGGUCCAGCUCCAAGUCGAACGCAACCACAACAAGUCGCCGUCGCAGUAUUCGCGGGGUGGCACAGGGGAAGGACACAACUACUACGAGCAGCAGCACGGCCCGCGCAGCGCAGCAUCCCUACGACAAUCGUCGUCGUCGUCGCGUCGUAAUACCGGACAGCUCCUACGCGACAUUCAAGGCUCUCCUCUACUUCCUCUACACGGACACCAUCGAGUUCGCGCCAUUGACUUCGAGCUUCCUCGACUCCGCCUCCACCACCUCGUCCAAGCGCGGAGGCAUGACAGCGAGCACCUCAACGACCAGCCCUUCCGGCUUCGCCAAGCACACUAGCUCCGGCGUCGACUCAGCCCCCUUCAACGACUUUGCCAGCGAAGUCCUCCAAGCAUACAAGGCGCGCCAAGCCAUCAUUACUUCGUACGUCUCUUCGCACCCAACCCGCCCUGCCCCUUGCUCAGCCAAGGCAAUCUAUCGUCUUGCGGAUAAGCUGGAUCUCCCCGACCUGCGCGCACGCGCUCAGGCGCACAUUGCCAGCCAAUUGACGGUGGGCAACGUGGUGUGGGAGGCCUUCAGUAGUUUCGCGAGCAGACACACGGCGAUUAGGGAUGUGCAGCUUGCCUUCUUGUAUAGCAAGUGGGGUGAGGUGAAAAAGACAAAGGCUAUGCGCUGUCUCUUGAUGAGGAGCGGGAGUGGAGCUCAUCCGGGCUUGCCGGAGGUUUGGCCGCAGCUUUUGAGUCAGUUGGAGUAUAGGCAGCCGAGUGACGAGGGAGAGGGGCACGAGGGGGAGGGACAGGAGGGCAAGCAGGUGGGAGAGACUUGAGUGAGAGGAGCAGGUGGCAGAAUUGCUCGUCCAUCCCUUGACAGCCUUGUCCGACAGGGCAUCAUCGUAUCGCGUAUUGGUUUUCUCGACUCUCACCAGCAUCCAACAUACCACUAUCACUCGCCCCGCUCGCCUUCCACUUCCACACACCUCUCUUCACUCCUUUCUCACUUUGUUUCCAUCUCGCUACACGUCAUCAUUCAUACCAAUGUCGCGGCCUUGCUUUGUCUGAAUGCCAUCUUACCACCGUCAU